Hordeum vulgare subsp. vulgare (domesticated barley) is the source of this 653-nucleotide messenger RNA. Its product is annotated as zinc finger protein 2-like. The transcript has a single exon. NCBI's taxonomy places the organism in Eukaryota, Viridiplantae, Streptophyta, Magnoliopsida, Poales, Poaceae. Bases 65 to 502 code for a protein of 145 amino acids. Gene Ontology annotation, molecular function: DNA-binding transcription factor activity. The record is from RefSeq and is a predicted model, not a curated record.
CUCUCCUUCUCUCUUCUCACUCGCAUUCGCUACUGCAAAGCCGUCUGUACCUAGGAGUAUAACAAUGGAAGAGCUACACAGUGGCAAGGACGAGCAGGAGCAGGAGCUCAGCCUCGACCUCACCCUCCGCAUCAGCUCCGCAGCCGAGGCGGAGCAGGGCGGCUUCUUCCUCUGCGUCCACUGCGACCGCAAGUUCCGCAGCUCGCAGGCGCUCGGCGGCCACCAGAACGCGCACAAGCACGAGCGCAGCCUCGCCCACCGCCGCCGGGAGAUCGCCGCCGCCACGCGUGCACACGUGGCCCCCGCGCCCAAGGACGAGAGGCCCAGGUACGGUUUCCUCGAGUCUUCCGCUGGGCGCCCUGGGAGGAUGGAGGCACGUACGUGGAACGCUGCUGCUGCUCCCUUGCCUCGUGGCAAUGGCACGGCGCGCAUGCCCGCCGGGAGGGGCUCGUCCGAGUACGACUACCGCGCCGACGAUGUGGAUUUGUCUCUCAGGCUAUGACGACCGAUCUCUUCUUGUUCAAGCUACCUGAAUUUCUCUCAUGGAAUUCCCACCUGCGCGCGCGCGUGUCGCGCCGUAUUUUGGGCUCCUAUCUCUUUUGUAUUCUCCGAUCGGUCUAUUGAAUGCACUUACCGAAAUUUUACUGUCUGUG